ACGCAGAAGUGAAGCGGGGAAUGCAAUCCCUUCUUCCUUUGUCGAGGUUAAUGCAGUUUCGUUGCCCUACCACGCCAUAUCUCGUGACCUCUUCUCGCACCCGGUUCGCAAUCUCUUCAUAUAUCCCCUCUGUCUCGCUCUCUCUCUCACGCUGUGUUUUGGGUUCUUGAUUGCGGUUUCCGUUUCAGUCUGCAAUUUGUUUGUAGCAGUGAGGACAGGCCACUGAAGCUUCGACGCACAUCCGGUGCAAUGAAUUCGGCUCAUUUGAGUGCUGGGUAGUAUCUAAAGGUGGGAGUUUUGGUGUCUGAAGUUUCAUUUCUUGACGAAGUGGAAUGUUGGAGUUCAAGUUCGAGGAAGGUUUAGGCGCUGUGGAAACAAUUCUGGGUACUCGAUCAAGGUGAAUGAAGGACUUGUUGGUGGUUCUGGAGCUGCGUAGUUGAUUGUAAUUUUUCAACUAUUUAUUUUAAGCCGAGGGGGGUUAUAUUUGUCCUCUAAAUCUUCGAUGCACUUACAGGCCGCCGUCACGACCAACGGAGUAUGAAGUAUGCUGGAAUUGGAGUACUUUACUGAAUUUGAUGCUUGAGUCCUGGAAAUCGCCAUAUGAUUUCUUUUCUCGUUCGAUGGUGCUUAUAGCAGACACGCUAUAGUCCAGCUUGUCUUUUCCUUACGUUGUUUACAAGAUGGCCGCUUUGGUGGGGGGCUUGGCUUUGGCUUUGAAGCACGGAAAGCCACAAGAGAAGAGUUUUUGUCAAAAUUGUUCGAUCAAAUGUAUAAAUCAAGUCCACGCGCAGCUCAUCCCGUGCGCGAAGAUGAUGGGAUCUGAAGUGUGCGGUGUUUUUGGGCAAGCGCUAAGGUUCAGAGUGAAUUCCAACAAGAUUCGUCUGCGCUCCCCUUCUAGAAAAUCGGCCACUGUAUGUAGUCUAUUUGCUGGAAUGGGAAAUCCCAAGUUCAGUUGCUUGGGAGAAUUCAAGGGUUUCAUGGAAGAAUUACGAUUUCAAGUUAUGAGGUUGCUUAUGAAGAAGCAAACGAAGGAACAGUUUGCUAGACGCUCACCUACUGCGGAGGAAUAUAUGAAGUUUCUAGUGGACAGCAAGAAGGUCUACGAAACCGUGGAGGCGAUUGUCAUGAAUUCCUUGCAUCCUUCGUAUGAAAUCUUCAGAAAGACAGGAUUAGUGAAAGUAAGAAGGUUGACUAAGGAAUUAGCUUGGUUCUCAAGCCAGGGUUACGCUAUCCCCGAAGCUGGCCCAGCUGGAAUUGUGGAUGCGAAUCACUUGAUGGACCUGUCUCAGACUAAUGCACCUGCGUUCAUUAGCCAUCUUCACAAUGUCUGCCAUGCCCUAUCAGCUGGAGAUCAAUUUCUUGUACAAAAGGGCUUUGCAGGAGUAAGUGAGGGUCUAGCAAACGGGAACUUGACGCCUUUACAGAGCAAAGUAAAAGAGACUUCCUUGGAUUGGAACGUGGUUGUAAGAAUAGCUGGAAGAAUGCUGUUAAUUUGGACUGCGUCCGUGUGCGUGGCCAUGUGGGCAGCCGGAAGUGGGCUAGCCUAUGCAAGUGGAGGUAGCUCAGGGUCGCUGGCUCCACCUCUAGUAAGCAAUAUGAAAAUGAAAUCAUCUUUAGUUGAGAUGUUGAAAGCUAUGUGGCCCAAGAUGCAACAGGUCUUCGAGGUGCUGAGAGAUCAAGGACUUUUUCUUUCUCUAUUACUGGCUCUAUCUGCUUUUUUUUCUAUGGCAGAGACUUCUAUUACGACACUCUGGCCAUGGAAGGUUCGUGAACUUGCAGAAAAGGAAGAUGAAGGUGGAGUCUUCCAAGUUCUACAGCAAGAUGUCACUCGCUUCUUGACUACCAUCCUGAUCGGGACAACGGUGGUUAACAUUGCAGCAACAGCAAUGGUUACUGAAGCAGCAACAGCCUUAUUUGGAGAAGCUGGCGUCACAGCUGCUACAGGUGUUAUGACGGUUGUUCUUCUUUUAGUUACAGAGAUUGCUCCCAAGAGCAUUGCCGUGCACAACGCUACAGAAGUUGCGCGAGUAGUGGUGAGGCCUGUGGCUUGGCUAUCUGUAAUUUUGUACCCGGUAGGACGCCUGGUGACUGCAAUGUCUACAAGUUUGUUGAAACUUCUUGGGUUGAAAAGCAGUGGGGAGCCUUUUGUGAGUGAAGAUGAGCUUAAGCUUAUGUUGCGAGGUGCUGAACUUAGUGGAGCUAUAGAGGAGGAGGAGCAGGACAUGAUAGAGAAUGUGCUUGAAAUCAAAGAUACAUAUGUUCGGGAAGUUAUGACUCCUUUGAUAGAUGUAGUUGCCAUUGAUUCGGCUGCAACUUUGCUGGAAUUCCGCAACCUUUGGGUGAAGCAGCAGUACUCAAGAGUUCCAGUUUUUGAAAGGCGUAUUGACAACAUUGUUGGCUUAGCAUAUCCCAUGGAUAUGCUUGAUUACGUGGAACAAACAGAAUUGUUGCAAAGGAUGAAUGUUGGACGCAUUGCUCACAAGCCAGCUUACUUUGUUCCAGACUCUAUGUCCGUGUGGAAUUUGCUGAGGGAGUUCAGGAUACGGAAAGUACACAUGGCAAUUGUACUCAAUGAAUACGGUGGUACUGUUGGGGUUGUAACGCUGGAAGAUGUUGUGGAAGAGAUUGUUGGGGAGAUUUUCGAUGAAAAUGAUUCAAAGGAAGAGAUCAGAAAGAAAACAGGUUACGUGGUCCAAAGGGCCGACGGGGUUUUUGACAUUGAUGCAAAUACGGCAGUAGAGGACCUAAAGGAGGCUCUAGAGAUUAAACUUCCGGAGGGUUCGCAUCGUUAUGAGACCGUGUCAGGUUUUGUAUGUGAAGCGUUUGGAUAUAUUCCUCGCACUGGAGAGAGUACCAAAAUUACGCUUCGCAACGCAGAUGCUGAAGAGGGUGAAUGGCGUGAUGGAGAGAACCAGGGUGAACAUCAUGAAGAUCGCCGUGAGAAGGAGAGAGAGAAAUUUCAAAAGUACCGCCUGGAGAUUCUCGCCGGUAAUGCUCGGAAGGUAGGGUCGGUGCGGUUUGAGAGAUUGGAGGGCACCACCCAGGGUCGGGAGGAAUCUGAGAGGAGUUUUCCCAGAGGUUUGCAUGUAGACAGUUCUGCUGAUGAAGAUGUUCGCUGGAAAGACCCUACAGAAGUCUCAACAGAAGAGGAAUCGGAUAAUGAUUUAUGCAUACCUGAUGAGGACUUAAUAGAUGGACCUAAAAUUUAUUUACCCGGAAGUGUGCGUUGCAACGAGGAGUUAGACUUCGUGUCAUCUCACGGUCUUGCCAAAGUAGGUGCUCAAAACUGGCAGGUGGAAAUGGUUGAGGAUACCCCAAAAGACGGAAUGGAAGUAGGUGGUGAAGCACACGAUAACGUUGCGUCUGCCGUUGCAAGCUUGACAGAUAAGUGGGAAGUACAAGAAGCACAAGUUGAAAGGCGCCGGAACAGAAGACGGAAACAAUCGGCCGAGGCCAUAAUGGAGCUUGACAGACAACAAAGAUUCAAUCAACUAAGGUAACAAUUGUUAGGCUCACUCAUAUUAUACAUGGGUGGAAAUGAAAGGGUCGGUUGGGAUUCCAGCAGGUAUCAACAUAUUUAGGAAGUUGGCAAAACAAUUCGACAUUUUUCAGGAGAUACCAUCAUGUGCAUAGGUUUUCUCCUCCUAUCCUUAUCGUUUUUAGUUUAGAUCUGUUUGUGUAUCUUGCGAGAUGGAUUUGUAAGUUGUAAGAGCCUUAUGCUCAGAUUGCUUAUGUCCACAAACAUCUGGCUAAGUCUUUAAGCCAUGUGUUGAUUUUAGGUUCCAUGCGGUUCACAGUAGAGUCUGUGCAGAUUAACCGUGUGAGAAAAGACUAUUUUGGUCCCGCUUGUAAUUUUGUCCGACCUCUGUAACAUAUUACAAUUUGUUCUGGGACACAUUUGAGAGCUCGAAUUGUUCCCUGCGUUCAUAGAUUGUUUUAGAUUGUAUCAACCCGAUGGUCAGUUUGAACUGGAGACUGGCAGACUAAGUAGCUCUCAAGAGAAACCUGUAUCUAUGCCAAUUUGGUUUCAUUUUUUGAUUCCAAUCAUGAAAAUUUUAUGUUCAUUCA
Messenger RNA from Physcomitrium patens, 4068 nucleotides. The record is from RefSeq and is a predicted model, not a curated record. Lineage: Eukaryota; Viridiplantae; Streptophyta; Bryopsida; Funariales; Funariaceae.